Molecule: messenger RNA, 627 nt
Organism: Rhincodon typus (whale shark)
Lineage: Eukaryota; Metazoa; Chordata; Chondrichthyes; Orectolobiformes; Rhincodontidae
Product: unconventional myosin-Ib-like
Exons: 5
Coding region: 140-619 (159 amino acids)
Biological process (GO): actin filament organization; vesicle transport along actin filament
Cellular component (GO): myosin complex; actin cytoskeleton; microvillus
Molecular function (GO): actin filament binding; ATP binding; microfilament motor activity
Source: RefSeq, a predicted model, not a curated record
CUGCACUAGGUCUGGGGUUAGUUAGACAGGGAGAGAGCCGAGCAGCAGGAGCAACAUCAGCCUUUGUCCUCUUUUAGCGUGUGUACAAAGGACAGAGAAGUAUUCGGAGUUGCACACAGUUUCACACAGAAGGGGGAAAAUGCCAAAAUCGGAAGUGAAAACGUCUCUCCUGGACAACAUGAUAGGGGUUGGGGACAGUGUGCUUUUAGAACCUCUCACUGAAGACACGUUCUUAGAAAAUCUCAAAAAUCGCUUUGACCAUAGUGAAAUAUAUACUUACAUCGGAAGUGUAGUCAUAUCUGUAAACCCCUACAGGCAGUUGCCCGUCUAUACGCCAGAGAAAGUAGAAGAAUAUCGCAACCGAAAUUUCUAUGAGCUCAGUCCUCACAUCUACGCUUUAGCAGAUGAAGCCUACAGAUCUCUACGAGACCAGGACAAGGACCAGUGCAUACUUAUCACUGGAGAAAGUGGAGCCGGCAAAACAGAAUUGGGUGUGCUGAGUUGGGAGACUUCCUGCCUUGGACUACCGGCAAAAAUCUGGCCAAGUGUACCUAGCUCCAGACCACGCUGGGACAGCUGGUCUCAUAAACAAGACCUAGAGGAAAUCCAAUUAACAUGAGCAAUGUG